Talaromyces stipitatus ATCC 10500 is the source of this 2198-nucleotide messenger RNA. Its product is annotated as Golgi transport protein Sly1, putative. Gene Ontology annotation, biological process: endoplasmic reticulum to Golgi vesicle-mediated transport; intracellular protein transport. Bases 1 to 2163 code for a protein of 720 amino acids. Gene Ontology annotation, cellular component: cytosol; Golgi membrane. The record is from RefSeq and is a predicted model, not a curated record. Gene Ontology annotation, molecular function: syntaxin binding. The transcript has 3 exons. NCBI's taxonomy places the organism in Eukaryota, Fungi, Ascomycota, Eurotiomycetes, Eurotiales, Trichocomaceae.
AUGGCCUCCCUAGGCAUGUCGCUGCGGGACCGCCAAAUCGCAUCGAUUCAAAAGAUUCUGAAUCUCAAUCAUGAUGUCCACACAUCCGCAGACACCCACGCUGACGGCGCAGGUCCGGCUACCAUUCCCCAGUCUACUCCCAUCCUGAACGAGGAUGGCGACCCGAUAUGGAAAGUUCUGGUUUUCGACAACAAGGGAAGAGACGUGAUUAGCAGUGUGCUACGAGUGAAUGACCUGCGGGCCUGGGGUGUCACUAUUCAUUUGAACAUAAACUCGGCGCGGUAUCCGAUUCCUGAUGUUCCUGUCGUCUAUCUCGUUGAGCCCACCGCAGUGAAUACACAGCUAAUUACCUCCGAUUUAUCUCGUGGAUUAUACUCCCCUGCCUACGUCAACUUUCUGUCGUCGGUACCCCGCCAGCUUCUAGAAGACUUCGCAUCGCAGAUCGCGACUACAGGCACAGCGGAGCAUAUAGCACAAGUCUUUGAUCAAUAUUUGAAUUUCAUCGUUGCGGAACCGGAUCUGUUCAGUCUAGGGUUGGGUAAUGAUUCGUACUGGAAAAUAAACAGUGCUCAAACAAGCGAUGAGGAUCUUGAUAACAUUGUGGAUAAAAUUGUCAGUGGGCUGUUCGAUGUCAGCGUCACCAUGGGCGCCAUACCGAUCAUCAGAUGCCCGAAAGGCGGUGCUGCCGAGCUUAUAGCCACCAAGUUGGAUCGCAAACUUCGCGAUCACAUACUCAAUUCCAAGGAUAAUCUGUUUUCGAGCAAUAAACGACCGGGAGUGGCUGUACCGUCGUCGCGACCGGUAAUGAUAAUCGUGGAUCGGAAUGUUGACCUCGUGCCGAUGCUGUCACAUGGAUGGACAUAUCAAUCCUUGGUACAAGACGUGCUCAAAAUGCACCUCAAUCGUAUUACGGUAGAAACACUGGUGGACGAAUCUGAUCCUUCGAAAGGGAAAACCAAGAAAGCUUAUGACCUCAAUGCGACGGAUUUCUUCUGGAAGCGCAAUGCCAAUGUUCCUUUCCCGCAGGUCGCCGAAGAUAUUGAUGCGGAGUUGACGAGAUAUAAAGAAGACGCCAAUGAUAUCACGAAGAAAACAGGAGCAUCAUCAAUUGAGGAUCUCCAAAAUGAUACUAGUGCUUCCGCGCAUCAUCUCAAAGCCGCGAUUACACUCCUGCCAGAACUGCGCGAACGCAAAGCCACACUGGAUAUGCACAUGAACAUUGCAACGGCGCUACUACAAGGAAUCAAAGACCGACAACUCGAUAACUUCUUCCAACUCGAGGAGAACAUCAGCAAGCAAAGCAAGGCUCAAAUUCUAGAAUUGAUAAAUGACCCCAGUAAGGGUACAGAUCCUUCCGAUAAGCUCCGGUUAUUCAUCAUCUGGUUCCUGACGACAGAGACGGAAUUGACGAGAGGCGAGAUCACGAACUUUGAGGAAGCACUACAACGAGCGGGUAAUGAGGAUACAACCUCUAUUGCAUAUGUCAAGCGCGUACGAGAAAUCACCCGAAUGACUAUGAUGACGAGCUCGACUGGCUCUCCACAGCAACAAUCAUCCGACCUAUUCAAGGGCUUCUCAUCUCUUUCCAACAGACUGACGGAUCGCAUCACUUCUGGUACUCUCGGCGCCAACUUUGACUCUCUGAUCUCUGGCGUGAAGAACUUCCUUCCAGUCAACAAGGAUCUCACUCUCACAAAAAUUACCGAGUCGAUUAUGGAUCCUCAAUCAGCUUCAAGUUCAGCUAUUGCCAAGACCGAGAAUUACCUUUACUUUGACCCUCGUAGCGCCAACGCACGAGGUGCUAUGCCUACUUCGUCCGCUGCUCGUGGCCAACAACAGGCCGGCUCAACAACUACACCCGGCAUCAACGCAAGCUUUGGUCAGCGUCGUCAGGCCUUCAAUGAAGCUAUUGUCUUUACUGUCGGUGGUGGUAGUAUGGAAGAAUACGGCAACUUGCAAGACUGGGUCGCGCGUACGAGUGGUCAAACAGGCACUGGUGGUGCCGGUAGCGCUACAGGAGGCGGUGCAGCUGUAGCCAGUAGUGCCGGUGCAGCUGCAUCGUCGGGAAGUCAUAGAAAGAGAGUUGUGUAUGGAAGUACAGAACUCAUGAAUGCUUCUGAUUUCUUGAUAGACGCGUUGGGAAGGUUGGGUAAGGAAAGUUGAUCUAUGAUUUAGAAAUGAAUCGGCGCAGUCAUUUU